ACAUUGAAUUAUUUCAAUGGGCCUAUUUCUAUCAUUUCUGAUCGCUUUUAUUGGUGCUUUUUCAGUGAAACUGGUGAAGCAGUUUAUGAGGCGACUGUUCCGGACACGAUCACCUCUUGGGUGGCAAGUGCUUUUGCUAUCAACGAUGAAACCGGUCUGGGAGUUGCACCUUCAACUUCAAAGUUGACUGUAUUCCGUCCGUUUUUCAUUCGACUAAACAUACCGUAUUCCGUGAAACGAGGCGAGAAGUUUGCGCUACAAGUACUCAUAUUCAAUUAUAUGGAUACUGAGCAGGACGUCACUGUUACGUUGAAACACGAUGAUGGCGCUGGCUUUGAUUUCUUGCAGAAAGAUGGUACCUCUAAGAAACCGCUAAGUAAAGAUUCAAAAUCAAAGAACUACAACAUGCGCUUAAUAUCGGUCCCAGGAGGAGGUGUUUCAAAGGCUGUUUAUUUCCCAAUCGUGCCUACGCAAAUUGGUGAGGUAAAAUUGUCUGUUGUUGCGCAAUCUGCAAAGGCUGGUGAUGCGGUUGAGCAACGUCUUAAAGUGGAACCUGAAGGGUAUCGCGUUGAUCGAAAUAUACCGAUGAUUAUUGAUCUGUCUGAGAAAACGGCAUUCAGCAAGGAAAUUGAUUUACAAUAUCCACAUGAUGCAGUUGAGGGCUCGAAAAGAGCUCGAGUUGAUAUAAUCGGUCAGUUUGGUUUCAUUGACGGUUCUCAUAUGCAUAAAUUCUGCAAAUCUUCAGGUGAUAUUAUGGGCCCGAUAUUGGCCAAUAUUGAUGCCUUAGUACAAAUGCCUUAUGGUUGUGGGGAACAGAACAUGAUCAAUUUUGUGCCGAAUAUUGUUGUUCUAAGAUACUUAAAGGCAACAAAACGAGCUGGUGCACAGAUAGAAGCGAAAGCUCUCAAGUAUAUGGAAUCAGGUUAUCAGAGAGAGCUUACUUAUAGAAGGGAUGAUAAUUCUUUUUCCGCAUUUGGUCAACAAGAUAAACAUGGUUCAACCUGGUUGACAGCAUUCGUCGUACGCUCUUUCAAACAAGCACAAUCAUUUAUCUUUGUUGAUGACCAAAUUCUACAGAAAACAUUCGCUUUUCUCAAUGCUCAACAGGAACAAGAGAAUGGUGCGUUUGCCGAGCGAGGUGAGGUGCAUCAUAAAGAUAUGCAAGGUGGUGCUGCUGAGGGUGGUGUGCCUCUAACUGCCUACGUUUUUAUUGCAUUCCUUGAGAAUGGCAGGAAGAAACAUGAACAUUUACAGGUUAAAAACGAUAAAGCGCAACACUAUUUGGAGCAGCAUUUGAACGAAAUAAAAGACGAUGUUUACGCUCUGGCUGUAGUCACAUACGCCCUGCAUUUGGCCAAGAGCACAAAGAAAAGCGAAGCUCUCAAAAUGCUUGAAGCACAUAAAAUUGAAGACACCGAUGGAAGUGCACAUUGGACAGCAAAAGCCGGAGGUGAAAAAGCUAAAGACACUCAACAAUACUUCUAUCAGCCUCGUCCAGUUGACGUUGAAAUUAGUUCAUACGCAUUGCUCACUUAUAUGCUUAACGAUGAUAAGGAAAAGGGCCUACCAAUCGUAAGGUGGUUAAGCUCACAACGGAACGCACUCGGAGGUUUCAGCAGUACUCAGGAUACGGUGAUGGCAUUGCAAGCAUUGGGCGCAUACGCUGAGAAAGCUUAUUCGCCAACAUUCAACGUUUCGAUUAUUGUAAAGAGUGGUGCAGACAAUGAACAAUUUGAAGUGACACCUGAAAAUGCAAUUGUUCUACAGUCUUAUGAAAUUUCCAGUCUUGAUGAGCCACUUCAAAUUGAAGCCAAAGGCAAUGGUGUAAUUUUUGCGCAAGCACAAUACUCAUACUAUCGUGUGGCAACCAAAGACGAUAUGCCUUUCUAUUGUACUAAAGAUGUACGCGAAGUUCACGGCGGUAACCGACUGCAACUUGACUUAUGUUGCAACUAUACUAAGCCUGGACAGCGCUCGAACAUGGCUGUGGCUGAAGUGAGUGCGUUAACUGGUUACCGAUUCGAUGGUGACGAAAUCGGACGGCUAACUGAUAUUGCUGAUUUGCAAAGAGCCGAACUCGACAAGGAGGACACAAAAAUGAAUUUGUAUUUUAAUCCGCUCGGAUCUACACCGGUAUGCUUAUCGUUGUUCAGUGAUAUGGUUUAUCAAGUGGCUGAUCAAAAGCCUGCUCAAAUGGUUCUUUUCGAUUACUAUGAUCCAGAACAACAGGUGAAAUCAUCCUAUUCGGCUAAACAAGUACGAUCACUGCAAGACGCAUGUCCUGAUUGCUGGCCAUCGGUGGAAAUAAAUGACGAGGGCUCAGGUAUGACUGCAACUCGAGCUGAUGCAUCAAAUGCUGCGACGAUAACCGCCACAUCAGGUGUGCUUCGCCUUGGCGUCUUAUCACUACUAAUCCAUUUCUUAACUCUUACCGUUGUGUGA
Molecule: messenger RNA, 2442 nt
Organism: Anisakis simplex (herring worm)
Lineage: Eukaryota; Metazoa; Nematoda; Chromadorea; Rhabditida; Anisakidae
Source: the annotation of a GenBank genome assembly